Molecule: messenger RNA, 946 nt
Organism: Rosa rugosa (rugosa rose)
Lineage: Eukaryota; Viridiplantae; Streptophyta; Magnoliopsida; Rosales; Rosaceae
Product: non-specific lipid transfer protein GPI-anchored 16-like
Exons: 4
Coding region: 100-699 (199 amino acids)
Source: RefSeq, a predicted model, not a curated record
CUGCCUCCUCAGUUUCACCCAAAACCCAACGCAGUUUUCAGACCAAAUAGUAGUAUUCCACAGUCUUCUACCAUUGGUUGCCUAAUUGGUCAAGAACUCAUGGAACCCUUCAAGCCCUUUCUUUCAGUUCUUGUAGUACUCAUUUCACCGCUAAUUUUAGUUAAUGGGCAGAUUAGUACACCAUGCACAGCCUCAAAGCUUAGCACCUUAACUCCAUGCUUGAAUUAUAUAACUGGGAGUACCAACAAUGGCUCAUCGCCAACAGGGGACUGUUGCUAUGCGCUAAAGACCAGCAUGGACUGCGCUUGCCUUUUAGUAACCGCCAAUGUCCCAAUCCAACUGCCCAUUAACAGAACCCUUGCUCUCUCUCUUCCUAAAGCAUGUAAAAUGGGGAGUGUGCCACUACAAUGCAAAGCUUCUGCUACUCCUUUAGCUGCCCCAGGUCCUUCCUUACUAGGACCAACUAUUUCCCCCACAGCUGCUGAUUCUCCUUUAAGUCCAAGAGCAGCUUCUAAAGCAGUAGCAACAGGUCCUGCACCACAAUAUGAAGCAGAAUCUCCAUCAGUUGAACCUGAAGCUCCGACAACUGCAAUCAAUCGACCAGUGCUGACGCCAUCUGCAGCCUCUAGUCUAUCUUAUGUUUCUCCACAACCUCUGCUACUCAUAGUUUUAGGAAUCAUGGUUUAUAAAUCCUACUAGCUAAUGAAUGCAUGCCAACCAGCUAGGAGCUACCUUAACCUCUCUGUUCCUUUCUGCAAUGUUAAAAUAUAUACCACAUUCAGAUCUUGUCACAAGUGUUUUAACUAAGAUGUUCUGAUGUUGAAGGAUUGAGUCGGAUCCAUCCAUGAGAUUUUGAAAACCCCGUACGGAAUUGUAGAAUAAACCUCUUGGCUUCUUCUUAGUCAAUCUUUUGUCUUUUGUAUGAAGUAAAAUUUCUUUAUAUGUU